AUGUUCGGCGGCGGCUCCAACUCUGCCUCUAAAUCCGACCCGCCGGCUGAAUCUGGCAAGACGGACAAGAAGUCGCCCUCCCCCGACCCCAAGGCCGACGGCGCCGCCUUGACCCCGAUCAAAUCCACAAACGACGCGGCCAGCGGCGAGAAGCGCAGCGGCAAUGGCAGCCCGCCCGGCCGCCAGGAUGCCGGCAACGCCGACAAGAAGCGCAGGAGUAGCGGCGUGGGAUCCAAGGCGAGCAGUCUCAUAGCGAGCGCCAAGCAGUCCCUGAACUUCUCCCAGGUCGGCCGCCAGGGCAGCGACCUCAGCGCCUCGCAUACGCCGCUGCAGAAGCUCGGCAAGCAGGACCCGGCCCUGGUCGUGCCCCAGGGCCAACAUAACAACUCGGCCGGCGAGUCGCUUCCCGGCCCUCGCUCGACCUUCCGCGUCGGCGUCUGGGAAGACCGGAACAAGAAGUGCCGCCGCACCAUGGAGGAUACCCACGCCUUCCUCUACAACUUCCUCCACACCCCGGCCCCCGUUCUCACCAACGAGCGCAAGGGGUCCAAGUCGGACAAGUCCAGCGCCGAGAGCGAUUCCGCUUCCGAGACUGCACCUCAAGACAUGGUUGAGACGGAUAACGGCUAUUUCGCUAUCUUCGAUGGCCAUGCCGGAACCUUUGCCGCCGACUGGUGCGGGAAGAAGCUGCACAUCAUCCUGGAGGACACUAUACGAAAGAACCCCAACGUUCCCAUACCCGAGCUCCUGGACCAGACCUUUACCACGGUGGACUCGCAGCUGGAGAAGCUUCCCCUCAAGAACAGCGGCUGCACCGCCGCCAUUGCUGUGCUCCGCUGGGAGGACCGCGUCCCCAGCUCCAGCUCGGCUACGGGCUCGCAGUCGAUAGCCCCGGCCGCCGCCGCAGCAUCCAAGGAAGCCUCCAAGUCCAAAGACAGUAAGCUUGAUGACAACAAUAGCACUUCUGAAUCUGCUCAUGCAAAGCUGAAAGGUUCGGCCCAACGGCAACGAGUUCUCUACACCGCAAACGUGGGAGACGCCAGGAUUAUUCUGUGCAGAUCUGGAAAGGCUCUACGUUUAUCCUACGACCACAAGGGCAGCGAUGAGAAUGAGGGCAAGCGGAUCGCCAACGCCGGAGGUCUCAUUCUCAACAACCGUGUCAAUGGUGUGCUGGCCGUCACCCGUGCGCUGGGGGAUGCCUAUAUGAAGGACCUCGUGACGGGACACCCUUACACCACCGAGACUGUCAUUCAGCCCGAGAUCGACGAGUUCAUCAUCAUAGCUUGCGAUGGACUUUGGGACGUCUGUUCGGACCAAGAAGCGGUCGACCUGGUUAGGGAGACGCAAGAUCCUAACGCAGCCUCCAAGCUGCUGGUGGACCAUGCCCUUGCCCGAUUCAGCACCGACAACCUGUCUUGCAUGGUCGUGCGAUUCGACAAGGUGGCAUUGAUCGAGAACCAGAAGGAUAAAGCCAUCGGCGUCGAGGGCGAUGCCACCGGUGCCACUGGCAAGAUCAGCGAAGCAGAGAGGAUCGUUAGCUCGACCAAGCAGAAGAUCGCAGAAGGGACGCCCCCGGUCGGUGUCUCGGCGAGCAACAGCGGGCGCGGCCACGACCCUAUACCAAUCCACGACAGCGAAACCUUCACCCCGACGGCCUUGAAGGGACCUGUUGAGGAGGAGCCUGGGUCCGUAGAGGACAGUGAUGCUCCUGAGGUCACGGCAGAUGCCAUACCGAACCCCGAUGCUCUUGCAUCCGACUCUCCCGUGAAGUCGAGUCCUGUUCCUCUGACUUCUGAGAAGCCACAGGACUCUUAG
Molecule: messenger RNA, 1815 nt
Organism: Neoarthrinium moseri
Lineage: Eukaryota; Fungi; Ascomycota; Sordariomycetes; Amphisphaeriales; Apiosporaceae
Exons: 2
Coding region: 1-1815 (604 amino acids)
Biological process (GO): protein dephosphorylation
Molecular function (GO): cation binding; protein serine/threonine phosphatase activity
Source: RefSeq, a predicted model, not a curated record